Callithrix jacchus (white-tufted-ear marmoset) is the source of this 9861-nucleotide messenger RNA. Lineage: Eukaryota; Metazoa; Chordata; Mammalia; Primates; Cebidae. The record is from RefSeq and is a predicted model, not a curated record.
CUCUCGGGUCCUAGAGUCCGUCGUGUUCCAACAGUUUUUGCUCUUACUCCUGCGGGGUGCUUGGGCCUCAUACCCCUGAGACUUGGAGCAGCCCCUGGGGUCUUGGGUGUGCGGCGUGGAUCACGCGAGGCCCCUGAGGUGCUAUCUGGAUUGAGAAUCCACUGAAGACCUCAGAUCAUCUAACCUGUAAGCCAUAGACAUCUUAGGCAAUUUUAAUUAUCAAGAAAGAAAUAUGUCAUUAAGAAACAGUGGGACAUUUUGAAAGAGUUGGAAAACAUCAUGAAUUUGAAUGCUUCAAGUAAUGGCGCUGGUGACACCCAAAGAAGGAAAGAAAAAAAAAGGAGUGAAGGAGAGGAAGAAAGAGGAAGAAGAAGAGGGAGAGAGAACGGAAGUGUUGCUUUAUUCUAAAAAAAAUGGGUUGAAGAAUGCCUCAUCGGAUGUAAAACAAAUACUUAAAAUUGAAACAGAGUUGGAUAUUACUGCUGAUCUCAGAAAGAAACUCAAUCGGGCUAAAAAGGAAAAAUUAGAAAUAACAACAAAGCACAAUGCAGAGCUGGCAUGCUUUGAGAGCCAGAUUGCCAAGCUACGGUCCGAGGUUGAAAAAGGAGAAGCGUUGCGACAAAGUCUGGAGUAUGACCUAGCUGUUGCUAGAAAGGAAGCUGGUCUUGGAAGACGGGCUGCUGAAGAAAGAUUAGCUGAGGCACAUAGGAUCCAAGAAAAACUCUACGCACAGAAUUCAGAACUUCAAGCAAAGGCAAAUGAGAUUGAGAAAGAGUUUCAGACUUCUCAGCAAAAAUGGAAAGAAGAAUGCAGACGAUUUGAACAUGAUUUGGAGGAAAGAGACAAUAUGAUCCAAAAUUACAAUCGAGAAUAUGAUCUACUUAUGAAAGAAAAAAGCAGACUAGAGAAAACUCUACAGGAAGCGUUGGAAAAACAUCAACAGGAGAAGAGUGAGAUGGAAUCUCGUAUCAGGGAAACAACAUUGGAAGAGUUUAGAUUACAAGCUGAACAAUGGGAAGCAGAAAGAAGAGAAUUACAAUUUAUAGUACAGGAGCAAGAUACUGCUGUGCAAAAUAUGCAUAAGAAAGUAGAAAAAUUAGAAACAGAACAUAUGGACUGCUCUGACCUUCUACAGCGACAAACAAACGAACUUGAAUUUAGCACUCAACGAGAGGAACUCCUUAGAAAAGAAUUUGAGGCAACUACUCUAAGAGUGAGGAAAUUAGAAGAAAACAUUGAAGCAGAAAGAGCAGCACAUUUGGAAUCAAAAUUUAAUUCUGAAAUUAUUCAGUUAAGGAUUCGAGACCUUGAAGGAGCUUUGCAAGUAGAAAAGGCCAGUCAAGCAGAGGCUGUUGCUGAUUUGGAAAUGAUCAAGAAUGAAUUCAAAGAAGUUGAAAGUGCAUAUGAGCGAGAAAAGCAUAAUGCACAAGAGAGCUUGGCAAAACUAAAUUUAUUAGAAAGAGAGUAUUUCUCCAAAAACAAGAAACUAAACGAAGAGAUCGAGGAACAGAAGAAAGUCAUUAUAGACCUUUCAAAGAGACUCCAGUACAAUGAAAAAAGUUGCAGUGAAUUACAGGAAGAACUAGUUAUGGCUAAGAAGCACCAGGCCUUCCUAGUAGAGACAUGUGAAAAUAAUGUGAAAGAAUUGGAAUCGAUCUUGGACAGCUUUACUGUGUCGGGCCAGUGGACAUCAGGCAUCCACAAGGACAAAGAUAAACCUCCCAGCUUCUCUGUUGUCCUUGAGAUGUUGAGGUGUACCUUGACAGAUUACCAGAACAAGCUGGAAGAUGCAUCUAAUGAGCUAAACAGCAUGAAUGAUGCUAAGGAAAAGGCAUGUAAUGAACUUGAUUCUACGAAACAGAAGAUAGACUCUCACACUAAAAAUAUAAAGGAACUUCAGGAUAAACUGGCUGAUGUCAAUAAAGAGUUAAGUCAUUUACACACUAAAUGUGCAGACCGAGAGGCUUUAAUAAACACUUUAAAAGUGGAACUACAAAAUGUGCUACACUGUUGGGAGAAAGAAAAGGCUCGAGCAGUCCAGUCCGAAAGUGAACUGCAGAAGAUUUCCCAGGCUUUUCAUAAGGAUGCUGAGGAUAAGCUAACCUUCCUUCACACCUUGUAUCAGCACUUGGUAGCAGGCUGUGUGCUCAUAAAACAACCAGAAGGCAUGCUGGAUAAAUUCUCUUGGUCUGAGCUUUGUGCAGUCUUGCAGGAGAAUGUUGAUGCCCUGAUUGCAGACCUCAACAGGGCUAAUGAGAAGAUAAGCCAUUUAGAGUAUAUCUGUAAAAACAAGUCGGACACAAUGAGAGAGCUUCAGCAGACUCAGGAAGACACCUUUACCAAAGUGGCAGAACAGAUCAAAGCCCAAGAGAGCUGCUGGCACAAACAAAAGAAGGAACUGGAGCUGCAGUAUUCUGAACUCCUCCUGGAGGUGCAGAAGAGGGCACAGACAUUUCAAGAAAUUGCUGAAAAAAAUAUGGAAAAAUUGAACCAUAUUGAGAAGUCGCAUGAACAGUUGGUUCUUGAAAAUUCGCACUUCAAAAAACUGUUAUCACAGACUCAAAGGGAACAGACAUCCUUGCUGGCAGCCUGUGCAUUGAUGGCUGGUGCCUUAUAUCCCCUCUAUAGCCGAUCAUGUGCCUUAUCUACACAGAGAGAUUUUCUCCAGGAGCAGGUCAAGACCUUUGAAUUGUUCAAAUUGGAAAUUAGAACUCUAGCCCAGGCUUUGUCAACUGUAGAGGAAAAGAAGCAAGAGGAAGCCAAGAUGAAAAAAAAAACAUUCAAAGGAUUGAUACGUAUAUUCCGGAAAGGUGUUAUUGCAAUUUUGGCAGCAAACAGACUCAAGAUUUUGGGCCAAUCAUGUGCCUCUCUAUUUACCUGGAUGGAGAGUUUCAAAGAAGGCAUAGGCAUGUUAGUAUGUUCAGGAGAGCCCAAAGACAAGCAUAAAUUUCCAAAACAUCAAAAGGAGCAGUUGCGUUGUUUACAAGCACUCAGUUGGCUCACCAGUUCUGACCUUCUUGCUGCAAUAAUCAGCUCUAUGGCUGAAUUGCAAGAAGUCAUUGGUAAAACAGAUCCAAAUUCCAGAAUUUGUGGACAUUUACUCAUAGGUGCAGCCAAGAAUUCUUUUGCAAAACUCAUGGAAAAAAUUAGUCUGGUAAUGGAAUGUAUACCUCUGCACAGUAGCAGGAGUAUUACAUAUGUAGAAAAAGAUUCUCUGGUUCAGAGGCUGGCCCAUGGACUUCAUAAAGUAAACACCCUGGCCCUAAAAUAUGGUUUGUGUGGCCAUGUGCCCAUUAUGAAAGGCACAGCAUCAUUGCACAAACAAAUAUUUGGAUUUACACAAAGACUGCAUGCUGCAGAAGUAGAGCGCCGCUCACUACGCUUAGAGGUCACAGAAUUCAAACGAAGUGUGAAUGAAAUGAAAAAGGAGCUUGACAAAGCCCACGGUCUCCAAAUGCAGUUAAAUGAAUUUAAGCAGUCUAAAUUGAUCACCCAUGAGAAGUUUGAACGUGCGUGUGAAGAGCUAAAUAAUGCAUUACUUCGGGAACAGCAGGCACAAAUGCUAUUGAAUGAGCAGGCACAACAACUACAGGAAUUGAAUUACAGACUUGAAUUGCACUCCAGUGAGGAAGCUGACAAAAACCAAACUCUUGGAGAAGCUGUUAAGGUGACUCUGCCUUCCUGUGGCUCCAAACCUCGGUCAGAAGGGGAACCAGUCUUGUUUACUCUGUGCCGAGAGCUGCCACGCCGAGGUGCCAUCACAGCUGCUGCGCCAGCCUCAGGAGUCAUGCUGGGACCCGUGUGGCUCCUCCAAACCUUGGUCGGAAGGGGCGCCAGCCCUGUUUACUCUGCUUUGAGAGCUGCCGCGCCGAGGUGCUGGCGAAACCACUGCGCUGGCCACAAGAGUCGUGCUGUCGACCCAUGUGACUCCUCCACUGCGGUUCUUCUGCUCCGUGAGCGACCAGAAUUUGUCUGAGAGUGUGGCGUCAUCUAGUUCUCUGCGCUUCCACUGAGAGCUGCAAUCCCGAGAUAUUAGCAAUCGGCCAUCUUGGAUUGUUCAGCUCUUAUUGUUACAUCGAUCCUUUUAUCAUUAUGUAAUAUUCUUCCUUUUCUCUUUUGAUCUUUGUUGGUUUAAAGUCUGUUUUAUCAGAGAUGAGAAUUUCAACUUCUGCUUGUUUUUGCUCUCCAUUUGCUUGGUAAAUAUUCCUCUAUUCCUUUAUUUUGAGCCUUUGUGUAACCUUGACUAUGAGAUGGGUUUCCUGAAUACAGUACACCAAUGGGUUUUGGCUUCUUAUCCAAUUUGCCAGUCUGUGUGUUUUGAUUGGGGCAUUUAGCUUAUUUACAUUUAGGGUCAUACUGUUAUGUGUGAAUUUGAUACUGCCAUUUUGAUGCUAGCUGGCUGUUUUGCUCAUUAGUUGCUGCAGUUUCUUCAUUGUGUUGAUGCUCUUUACCAUUUCGCAUGUUUUUGGAGAGGCUGGUAGUGGUUGUUCCUUACUAUGUUUAGUGCUUCUUUCAGGAGCUCUUGUAAAGCAGGCCUAGUGGUGAUGAAAUCUUUGAGUACUUGCUUGUUCAUAAAGGAUUUUAUUUCUCCUUCACUUAUGAAGCUUAGUUUGGCUGGAUAUGAAAUUCUGAGUUGAAAGUUCUUUUUUUUAAGGAUGAUGAAUAUUGGCUCCACUCUUUUCUGGCUUGCAGAGUUUCUGCUGAGAGAUCUGCUGUGAGUCUGAUGGGCUUUUCUUUGUGGGUAAUUUGACCUUGCUCUCUGGCUUCCCUUAGCAUUUUCUUCUUCAUUUCAACCCUGGCAAAUCUGAUGAUUAUGUGCCUUGGGGUUAAUCUUCUUGAGGAAUAGUUUUGUAAUGUUCUCUGUAUUUCUUGGACUUGAAUAUUGACCAGCCUUGCUAGGUUGGAGAAGUUUUCCUGGAAAAUAUCCUGAAGAGUAUUUUUCAGCUUGGAUUCAUUUUCCCUGUCACAUUCAGAUAAACCUAUUUAACAUAGAUUAGGUCUUUUCACAUAGUCCCAUAUUUCUUGGAGACUUUGUUCAUUUCUUUUUACGCUUUUUUCUCUAAUCUUGCCUUCUCGUUUUAUUUCAUUGAGUUGAUCUUUUACCUCUGAUCCUUUCUUCUGCUUGGUUGAUUCAGCUGUUGAAACUUGUGUAUGCUUUACGAAGUUUUCAAGUAGUGUUUUUCAGCUCCAUCAAUUCACUUAUAUUCCUCUCUGAGUUGUUUAAUCUCGUUAGCAUUUUGUCAAAUGUUUUUUCAAGGUUCUUAGUUUCUUUGCAUUGGGUUAGAACAUGUUCUUUUAGCUCAGUGAAGUUUCUUAUUACCCACCUUCUGAAGCCUGUUUCUGUGAAUUCAUCAUACUUAUUCUCCAUUCAGCCUUGUUCCCUUGCUGGUGAGGAAUUGUGAUCCCUUGUAGGAGGGAGAGGCCUUCUGCUUUCGGGUGUUUUCAUUCUUUUUGUGCUGGUUUCUUUUCAUCUUUGUGGAUUUAUCUACCUGUCGUUUUUGUAGUUGUUGGCUUUCAGAUUGGGUCUCUGAGUGGAUGUCCAGUUUGUUGAUGAUGAAGUUAUUUCUUUCUGUUUCUUAUUGUUCCUUCUAACAUUCAGGUCCCUCUGCUGUAGGACUGCUGAGGUCCACUCAGGCCCUGCUUGCCUGGGGAUUAUUUGUAUUGGCUGCAGAACAGUAAGGGUUGCUUCCAGUUACUUCUGCUGUCUUAGUCCCAGAAGGAUACCUGCCAGAUGUCAGUCUGAGCUCUCCUUUAUGAGGUGACUCUUUGGAUAUAUGCCGGUCAGGGACCUGCUUGAGGAGACAGUCUGUCUUUUAUAGGUGCUCAAGUGCUGAGCUGUGAGCUCUUGUUCAUUCACAGCUGCUGGGCAGGUACAUUUAAGUCUGCUGCAGCAGAACUCAUAAACUCCCCCCUUCUUUUUUUACCCCAGGUGCUCUGUCCCAGGAAUGUAGGGCUUUAUUUAUAAGUUUCUGUCAUGCUGCUGCCUUUUUUCAGGGCUGCCCUGCCCAGUGAGGAGGCAGCCUAGUCAGUGUCUGCCUGCAAAGGCUUUGCUGAGCUACUGUGGGCCCCCCGCCACAGCUGCCAUGUGAACUUCCCUGCAGUCCUGUUUAUAUGGGUAUAGUUAGAACUGCCUUGGCAGUGGUGGCCUACCUCUGUAAUUGUCAGCUGCCUCAGUAAUGGUGGGCUGCCUUAGCAAUGGUGGAUUAGCUCUAUAGUGGUGGACUGCCUCAGUAAUGGCAGAUGCCCCUCCCCCACAGAGCUGGACCCUCCUGGGUUCAGCUGUGCUUGCUGUGAAACUGUCAAUUCAGAGUGUUUCAGAUUGCUGUUUUUUUGUGGUGUGGGACCAGCUGAGCCUGAUCACCUGGCUUCCUGCCUCAGACCACCCCUUUUUUUUUCAGUUGAACAGGCAACUCUGCCUCCUUGGUGUUUUAGUCACCUGUUGAAAAGGCACUGGGGUCUGUGUGAUUUCCCUUGUAGCAACCCACUGCGCUGGCUGAAACAGUCACGCUGAGAUUCCUGGCACUUUUCUGCCCUGGAAUCUCCUGGCCUGGCUCCCUGUUUCAGUCCCCUUUUUUUAUCAGUUGAAUGGGUGACUCUGUCUAUCAAGAGCUCCAAUCACCAGCUAAAACAGCCCUGGCCCGGACCUGUGUAUUUUGUGUAGAGACCAGUGUACCGCCCAAAACAGCUGCUCUGGCCAAAACAAAAAAAAAGUGGGAGACUUUAACACUCCACUGUCAAUAUUAGACAGAUCAAAGAGACAGAAAAUUAACAAGGAUAUGCAGGGCUUGAACUCAGAUCUGGACCAAGCAAACCUAAUAGACAUUUACAGAACUCCUCACCCCAAAUUCAAAGAAUAUACAUUCUUCUCAGCACCACAUCACACUACUCUAUAAUUGACCACAUAAUUGGAAGUAAGUCACUUCUCAGCAAAUGCCAAAGAAUGGAAAUCAUAACAAACAGUCUCUCAGACCAUAGUGCAAUCAAAUUAGAAUUCACAAUUCAGAAACUAACUCAGAACCACACAACUUCAUGGAAACUGAACAACUGGUUGUUGAAUGUUGACUGGAUAAACAAUGAAAUGAAGGCAGAAAUAAAGGUGUUCUUCGAAACCAACAAGAACAAAGACACAAUGUACCAGAAUCUCUGGGACACAUUUAAAGAAGUGUCUAGAAGGAAAUUUAUAGUAAUAAAUGCCCACAUGAGAAGCAAGGAAAGAUCUAAAAUCGACACCCUAUCAUCAAAAUUGAAAGAGCUAGAGAAGCAGGAUAAAAAACUCAAAAGCUAGCAGAAGAUCAGAAAUAACUAAGAUCACAGAAGAACUGAAGGAGAUAGAGACACAAAAAACCCUUCAAAAAAUAAAAAAACCAGGAGCUGGUGUUUUUUAAAAGAUUAACAAAAUAGACCACUAGCCAGAUUAAUAAAAAAGAGAAGAGAGAAGAAUCAAAUAGAUGAAAUUAAAAAAAGGGGAUAUUACCACCGAUUCCACAGAAAUACAAACUACCAUUAGAGAUUACUACAAACAACUCUGUGCACAUACACCAGUAAAUCUGGAAGAAAUGGAUAAAUUCCUGGACACUUCCACCCUCCCAAGCCUAAACCAGGAAGAAAUCAAAACCCUGAAUAGACCAAUAAGAAGGGCUGAAGUUGAGGCAGCAAUUAAUAGCCUACCAACCAAAAAAAAGCCCAGAUCUAGAUGGGUUCACAGCCGAAUUCUACCAGACAUACGAAGGGGAGCUGGUACCACUCCUUCGGAAACUAUUCGAAACAAUCCAAAAAGAGGGAAUUUUUUCCAAAUCAUUUAAUGAGACCAACAUCAUCCUGAUACCAAAACCCAGCAGAGACUCAACAAGAAAAGAAAACUUCAGGCCAAUAUCCAUGAUGAACAUAGAUGUAAAAAUCUUUAAUAAAACACUGGCAAACUGAUUGCAACGGCACAUCAAAAAGCUUAUUUAUCAUGAUCAAGUAGGUUUCAUCCUGUGGAUGCAAGGCUGGUUCAACAUACGCAAGUCUAUAAACGUAAUCCACCACAUAAACAAAACCAAAGACAAUAACCACAUCAUUAUCUCAAUUGAUGCAGGGAAGGCCUUUGGCAAAAUUCAACAGCCCUUUAUGAUGAACACUCUCAGUAAACUAGGUAUUGAUGGAACAUAUCUCAAAAUAAUAAAAGCUAUUUAUGUUAAACCCACAGCCAAUAUCAUACUGAAUGGGCAAAAACUGGAAGGAUUACCUUUGAAAUCUGGCACUAGACAAGAUGCCAUCUCUCACUACUCCCAUUCAAUAUAGUAUUGGAAGUUGUAGCCAGAUCCAUCAGGCAAGAAAUGGAAAUAAUCUACCCAUCUGACAAAGGGCUAAUAUCCAGAAUCUACAAAGAACUAUAACAGAUUUACAAGAAAAAACAAACCCAUUCAAAAGUGGGUGAAGGACAUGAACAGUCACUUUUCAAAAGAAGAUAUGUAUGCUGCCAACAAAGAUAUGAAAAAAUGCUCAUCACCUCUGGUCAUUAGAGAAAUGCAAAUCAAAACCACAUUGAGAUACCAUCUCACACCAGUUAGAAUGACGAUCAUUAAAAAAUCUGAAGACAACAGAUGAACAGGUUGUCGAGAAAUAGGAACACUUUUACACUGUUGCUUGGAGUGUAAAUUAGUGCAACCAUUGUGGAAGACAGUACAGCGAUUCCACAAGGACCUAGAAAUAGAAAUUCCAUUUGACCCAGCAAUCCCAUUACUGGGUAGAUAUACAAAGGAUUAUAAAUUGUUCUACUAUAAAGACACAUGUUCAUUGCCGCACUGUUUACAAUAGCAGACCUGAAACCAACCCGAAUGCCCAUUGAUGAUAGACUGGACAAGGAAAAUGUGGCAUAUAUACACCAUGGAAUACUAUGCAGCCAUAAAUGAUGAUGAGUUCGUGUUCUUAGUAGGGAUAUGGAUGAAUCUGGAAACCAUUAUUCUCAGCAAACUGACACAAUAACAGAAAAUCAAACACUGCAUGUUUUCACUCAUAGGUGGGUGUUGAACAGUGGGGACACAUGGACACAGGGAAGGGAGCAUCACACACUGGGGUCUGUUGGGGGGAGUAGGGAGGUUGGGGAGGGAUAACAUGGGGAGGAACAUCAGAUAUAGGUGACCGGGGGAUGGAGGCAGCAAACAACAUUGCCGUGUAUGCACCUAUGCAACAAUCUUACAUGUUCUGCACAUGUACCCCAGAACCUUAAGUGCAAUAAUGUGUGUGUGUGUUUGUGUAUAUAUGUAUAUAUAAUUAAAAAAAUACAAACAAAACUGGAAAUUCGAUUAUGUAAAAAAAGUACUACAUUAGGAAUCUUUUUAGAGCUGAAGAAUUAAAACACACUUGACACGUUCUUAAUCUUCUAAUUAUAUUAAUUUAUGAAAUCUGGAACUGGAGGUUUACUUGUAUUUUUUUUCUACAUUGUAAUUAUACUAAUAAAUAUCUUUGACUGUGACCUUGGGAUUUAUAUUGCAGUAGGAAAGAUUUAUUAUAAGUCAAUGCUUUGGAAGAAAAAUGGAAUUAUUGCAUAAGUGGUUUACAUGUUAUGCAUAUGCACUUGCAUACCAUUUGUUCCAGUUAGUUUUGAGCUUUAACUUGUCUUCAGUUUUUCUUUAAAAAACAGAGGGUUCUUAUUAAAUUCAGACUCCUGACAGUUCUUUGUUAUAUUACUGAGUCAACUACAAAGCAACUACUUUACCUUGAAAUGUGCAAAAGGAAUCAAUAGGCUUACAAAACUGCCUUUUAAAAAAAUGUUUGUAAUGGUAUUUUCCUGAUAGCCUGAAUAUCAAUGUGUAUGACCUUUCUUGGUUUGUUUCUUUCUUUAGUUAUGUUGCAAUAUUAAAGUCCCUUAUAGUUAGA